Culicoides brevitarsis is the source of this 1380-nucleotide messenger RNA. RefSeq names its product GILT-like protein 1. Bases 100 to 789 code for a protein of 229 amino acids. NCBI's taxonomy places the organism in Eukaryota, Metazoa, Arthropoda, Insecta, Diptera, Ceratopogonidae. The transcript has 2 exons. Gene Ontology annotation, molecular function: oxidoreductase activity, acting on a sulfur group of donors, disulfide as acceptor. The record is from RefSeq and is a predicted model, not a curated record.
GUCAAAGUGCUGAAAAAACGACAACAUCACCGGAUUUCGUCUUUUUCGUUUGUUUUUGAGGGAUUUUGAGGCAAUUUAUCAGGCAAUUUGUGUGAAAAAAUGUCCAAAAAACUGAUCCGUGUGCUCAUAAUAGCAUUCAUCCUUGUGAUAUUUUGGCUUAUCUUCCAAUAUAUGCAAGAAAAGCAAUUCGAGGAGGAACAAUUGGAUUUCAAGCCGGCGGGAGCUCCCGUUGUCGUUACUGUCUUCUACGAAGUCCUUUGCCCGGAUUCCAAGAACUUUGUUGUGAAGCAAUUGUCGACGGCAUACAAGAAACUACCUCAUUUAGUCGAUAUCGCCUACGUUCCUUAUGGCAAAGCCAUCACGCGUGUUACCAAAGACGGAAGUCUCGAGUUUGAUUGUCAACAUGGGCCCAUCGAGUGCGAAGGAAACAUCGUUCAUGCUUGCACCGUUGAUGUCAUUGCCGAUCCAACGAUGCGUAUAAAUCUCGUCGCUUGCAUGAUCGCGGAUAAUAUGCUGCCCAAAGACUCAUUCCAUCGAUGCGCCAAAGAAUUUGGCGUUCACGAAACAGAAAGCACAAAAAUUAUCGCGUGUUCAGAGUCGCCGCAUGGCAAGGAGCUGCUCAAAGUGUAUGGCGAACAAACAGCAGCGCUCAGACCAAAAAUCAGCUUCAUUCCAACUGUGUUGCUGGAUGGCUCGCAACGAAGUCAAGCAGCGAUUUUGAAGAAUUUGAAACAGGAAAUUUGCGAAGUGUUGACGAAUAGAGGGACACCGCCCGAAGUUUGCACUUGAUAUAAUCCGUUUGAGGGAUUGUUCGAUGCAUGGGAUAGUUUCAAAUCGCACUUUAAGCUAAGGAAAUUCUCUUAAUUUUUUCUCUGAGAUUCAAGACUGUGUAAAUAUGGACUUGUUUUCUUAUUAAGUAAGUCGAUGCAAUAAUUGAAAAUGUUUUGAAUUUCGAAAAAUUGAGAGAAAAAGUCAUUUCGAGAUCGAAAAAUUUCAUUUCCAGAUUAAAAAAUUUACUUAAAAAGCUAAAAAUUCAUUGUAUGAACUAAAAAAUUCAUUUUGUGAUCUACAAAUUUUAUUUCGAGAUAGAAAAAGUUCAUUUCAAGAGCUAUAAAUUCACUUCAUGAACUAAAAAAUUCAUUUCGAGAUCUAAAAAUUUUUUUCGAGAUAGAAAAAGUUCAUUUCAAAAGCUAUAAAUUCACUUCAUGAACUAAAAAAUUCAUUUCGAGAUCUAAAAAUUUUUUUCGAGAUAGAAAAAGUUCAUUUUAAGAGCUAAAAAUUCACUUCAUGAACUAAAAAAUUCAUUUCGAGAUCUAAAAAUUUUUUUCGAGAUAGAAAAAGUUCAUUUUAAGAGCUAAAAAUUCACUUCAUGAACUAAAA